AUGGCGAUCACAGGCCAGAAGCUGAGCCAACAACCCAUCCCCGGCGGCAGCGGCAGGGUGAGCAUCGUCUCCGAGCGCCGCACGAACAGCCACACUCUCUUCGCCGUCAAGGAGCUGUUCACAGACUACCCCACCUACGACAAGGAGUUCCACGAGCAGCAACUGCGCGCCGAGUUCAUCAUCGCCCGACGAGCCCGGCACCCACACAUUGUCAAGUCACUCGCCCUGUGCCGAAACGACGAGGGCGCCCUAUGCUGCACCAUGGAGUACUGCAGCCAGGGGGACCUCUUCGACAUCAAGGACAAGGGCCAUCUGACGCUGAAAGACAAGCUCUGUCUCUUUAAGCAGCUCCUCCACGGCGUCUCCCACCUGCACAGCUGUGGCAUCGCCCACCGCGACCUCAAGCUCGAGAACCUCCUCCUCGGCAACGACAGCCUGCUCAAGAUCGCGGACUUCGGCGCCGCGACCGUCUUCAGGGACCCCGACAUGCCGCGGCAUCAGGUCCGCUGGUACGCCGAUCGGGUCGGGACGGACGUCUAUAUGGCUCCGGAACUCUUUGUCGCGGAGGCCCGGCAGCGGAGUUAUGAUCCGCGGCCCGUCGAUGUGUGGUGCUGCGCUAUGGUGCUGAGGUGUCUGGCUGCUGGUCUUGGUGCUCAAGAUGAUGAAUCCGGAUCCGAGCUGCAGGAUCACGGUCGAUGA
Messenger RNA from Aspergillus heteromorphus CBS 117.55, 699 nucleotides. RefSeq names its product putative serine/threonine protein kinase. Gene Ontology annotation, biological process: intracellular signal transduction; protein phosphorylation. The transcript is spliced from 3 exons. NCBI's taxonomy places the organism in Eukaryota, Fungi, Ascomycota, Eurotiomycetes, Eurotiales, Aspergillaceae. Bases 1 to 699 code for a protein of 232 amino acids. The record is from RefSeq and is a predicted model, not a curated record. Gene Ontology annotation, molecular function: protein serine/threonine kinase activity; ATP binding.